GCCUUCGCAAAAGUCGCAACCCGGCGCAAACUUUACCACAAGUUGUGUCCCAACGUUCCAGCCAUUUCCCCCGGACGCAAUUUAGUUUCAACUAUCGUUGAUUCAUGAGCGUUUUUUACUGCUUUCGCUUUUAAAUCACGCUCUCCCGCAAAAUGUGUAAGCUUGAGUUGACGUGAAUCGUUGGACUAGACCCCAAGUUGGUUACGAGUGAUGCCCUUCGACGGAGUCUAAGCACCAGAGUCUGCGGUGUCCACUGCGGUGAAAGUUUUCUAACUGGCCAAGCGAAGAGUGGUCAAGUUGUUGCAGAGCAUCGCGAUGUCUGUCAGCGAGAUCUGAGCGCUCAUGGGAUGCCUGGAUGCAUUCUACUUUCUCUGCUUUUCUGUCGGCCUGAGCUGCGUUUCUGGAGGAGUCGCAAGUAACGACACCCCUAGGACUUUGCCGUCUAAGGAGGAGGAAAGAUUGAUAUGGAACGACGAGAAAAGACUUCUCGAGACCCUGAUGAGAGGAUAUGACAAUAGCGUCCGACCUGUCAAGAACUCUUCGGACCCAGUGAUCAUCCGACUCGGCAUCACGCUCACCCAGAUCUUCGACCUCGACGAAAAAAAUCAAGUGCUGACAACUAAUGUCUGGCUGGAUCAAGAAUGGUCUGAUGAGUACCUGGUGUGGGACCCAGUCGAAUUCGGCAACCUCACCAAGCUCAGGAUCCCCUGCGACAAGAUCUGGCUACCUGACAUCGUUCUCUACAACAAUGCGGAUGACUACACGCGGGGCUACUACCAGAGCCGGGCCAUGCUAGACCCAACGGGCAACGUCUUUUGGCCGCCCCCUACCAAGUUCCGGAGCACCUGUCCCGUCGAUGUCACCUACUUCCCUUUCGACGAUCAAUCCUGCGUCAUGAAGCUAGGUUCCUGGAUCUACGACGGACUGCAGGUCGACGUCCAGAACCGCACAAAAGCGGUAGACCUGACUAACUAUGUGCCAAACGGAGAGUGGGAGCUGCUGGAAGCCCGCCUGGUACGCAACGUGGUCUUCUACCCGUGCUGUCCCGAACCGUUUCCCGACGUGACGGUGACGUUGGUGAUUCGUCGCAAGACCCUCUACUACAUGUACAACGUAGUGAUGCCCUGCAUGAUGAUGUCUGUGCUCACCCUGCUGGUGUUCUGUUUGCCCCCUGACUCCGGCGAGAAAAUUGCCUUGGGCGUCACGGUGCUGCUUGCUUUCUCCGUCUUCAUGUUGGCUAUAGCAGAGAAGAUGCCCGAGACUUCAGAGUCCAUCCCAUUGCUUGGUAUUUAUUUAACUGCUGUUAUGGCCAUCACUUCAAUCUCAGUGGUGAUGACGGUGAUCGUGCUCAACUUCCACUACCGCGGCCCGAGCCGUAAAGAGGUACCGCAUUGGCUCAGGAGACUGGUCCUCCACGGCAUGGCGCGGACGUGUUGCUCCAGGAACGCCCAGUCCAGCAGCAACGCUGUUCCCACAACUACCUACACCACUGAGAGCGACCACCACCACCACCCGCUGGAGUCCCUUCACCUAACUAUAGGCGACGACAAAAUGGAACUGGCUGAAUUUUCCAGCAACGAUUCCAUCGGGAACAGCAACGAGAUGGGACGAAACUCUGGUGUACCACGCCGAAGACACUGCAAGAAACGUACGCCUUCCAAUAGAAAGAUUCAAGACGAGGUUCUACGAACUCUUCAGUAUCUACUGGAGAAGCAGGAACGCGAAGAUCAUGUGUUGCGGACAGUGAAUGAAUGGCGCCAGAUGGCGUUGAUUAUAGACCGGUUCCUCUUCUGGGUUUUCCUAGUGGUGACCGUAGCGUCUUCAUUAUCGUUUCUGGUGAUUAUACCGGUACAGAGGAGAGGACUCCAACUUUGAUUAUUUCCAGAGUUCUUCUUUCAAAGCAAUAUGUCGGUGUGACAGAGAAUGAUUUCUUUAAAAGAAGAGGGCGGACGGUGUCGACUUUAUGGAAGGGACGUACGAAUGGAACGACGUGAUUGAAGUGCCGUGUUGAGAGGAUGUCGUGGGUGUUUCUUUCACAGUACCUACACGUGUAAUGACGGAUAAGAUGACUUCACCGCGACAAGUCCACGACUUUACAGCUCGUUCAGCUUAUGCAAUAGACAUAUACAGAAAGCACCUUAGGUACACAUUAUGUAGAGUAUGGAAGCAGGGUAGCUGAGCCCAUAGUAUUUGCCUUUCAUCGAGCUAGUCGUUGCUUUGCUGUAUAAAGUUACAUGAUUAAGAGGAACAUAUUUAUAGUUUGACACGUUGAAUCAUUGCAUUUGAUGGGACCGAAACGUUAAGAUGCUGACCACUACAGUAAGAAAUAACAUCUUGAAUAGAUCGACUGAGUAGUUGUGUGGUUCGCAAAGAUCUCACUAUACAUAUAAACACAAAGAAAACUUCAUUGAGCAUAGUCUUUGCACAAAGUACUCUAGGGAUCGAGCAAAUCAUUACACUAUCAUUAGUAACGUUCAUUUUCCCAUGCUAGCAUCAUAGCAGAAGCAGACAAUAUUCGUCGCAGUUUUCACGUUUCAUUAGAAAGAAUAUUUGAGAAUAUUUGAAGAAAGUCUUCCUUGAACGUUGGAUAUAGACGGUCGAACUCGAACUUCGACAGUGAUUAUUUAAUGGGUCCCAUGAUCAUCUAAGCCACCCAAAGGCCCAUUCUGAUCUUCGGUGUACUCCCCGACAGAGCACCCACCCGUGCAUGAACUGUUCGCGAGUUCAGCAUUCUGAGUUCGAAAUGGAUUCGAACCAAAUCACUUUUCAGGCCGGAAUGCGGACGAGGGUCUGAAAAAUGGUUUGGCUCGGGUUUCUUAUUACAUUCCUUCCUGUGUUGUCGAUCUUCCUUAAAAGUAGAGGCGGUGUCGCCUAUAGAUGUCUAUGUACCUAACGCGUAUAUGUCGAAUAUAGUAGAAAUCGUGCCUCUCCUCGUAUCCUGCGAAGCUUUGUUGGUUUCAGUAAGGAGCAAAAGUUUUGAUUUUUAUGUAUUGUGCGUGUACUCUGUUGAAGUUUGUAUCUGCAGAUAGAAGGACGAAUUUUUCGAUCAAUUCUCGAAGUGUGUUCUUUGUAAUAUGUUGAUUAUCAGCGGUAAUACGGCAACACUCGUACGAAGGUUGUCCGCUGUUGUUACGUCACGAAGGAACUGAACUCAUCCCUGCUCAGUUUUAUAUGUACAGCAAAGUGUCGACGUAUAUUCAUAAGGCCUCUGUACGCAUCUGUUGUACGGGCACACAUCUGGGCUGGAUUCCACUUCGCUGCAGUGUACAGGGUUACUGAGUAUACCGUGUACCGUGUUUCUUACGCUCGGCAACAAAUAACGCAGACGCCGAAAUUUUUGCCAAUGAUGUAUGGAAUGAUAAAAAAUAGUAUAGAAUAUUUGUUAGCUUUCAGAUUUGUUUCAGUCAAUUACGAAAAAUAAACAUAAAAACCGCUUGUUCCUACGCAUUGUCAUUACCCUAUUCCACCAUUUUCUUGACCUGUCGGGGGAACGGUCGGGCCUUGCAAUUGAGUCUGGAAGAGAUAUUUAGUAAAUGUGGUAAGGCAACAAAAGUGCAUAUUAUGCUCCGAAACUGUUAAAAAGCAGCAAAGUACCAAAAUUUACGCUGCUAUGAAACUACGCAUACCCCCAACACACCAAGGUUAUGCCAUUGAGAAUGUUAAGAGGGCAUUAGCUUUUUUUUUCCCUCGUAAUUUAUCGACAAAGAACUAGACCAACUGGCAAGUUUUACAAAAAACACUGCGUGCAUAUCGCGUCCUCCAAUGCAUAUUUUAGCUCCCAAAUAGACUUCUUUGUAAUUUUGUUUCUAUAUUACAAAGCUCGUACUUUUCUUCGUCCUGGGCAGACAUGUAGGAGAUACUAGAAAAAGUAUUUAAAAUGCGUUACUAAAUACUAAGCGCAAAAUGUAUUUAAGAUACAGCAAAGACGGUUAGAAAUGAAAGUAUUUAGAGUAGAGUAGUAAAUUCUACGAGUAUACUAUGAGUAAGUACUAUGAGUAAGUAUUUAAGAUACUUAUAAGAUACUCAAAAAAUAAACAGCCACAAAAGUGUCAAAAUAUGCCUGCAUAUUAGACAUAUGCUUUAUUUGCACGCAGUAGUAGCUGCAUUUCAAAAUGCUCAUCCUACAACCGUCCUCUCUUCCUUUGAAAAACGUUUCCUGAGAGCCCAGUUUAAGGUCAAAACACACGCGGUGUUUCAAGCCAAAUGAUCACAGCGUGGACUUUGAAACGGCCUGGAAAGGUCAACUGUGGUCAGUUGCGGCAAAACAAAAAAGAAUUCCCAUCUGAAUAUUCGACAAAAACGAAAGAGUAAUUAGAGUACUGAGUACUAAAUACUAAAAAAAAAAUUUAAUUACAGUACAAUUACUUUUCACGAGGCGUACUCAGUAAGAUAGUAAGAUACUAACAAAAGUAUUUAAGAUAUACGGUACUCAAGAUACCCCCAAGUCUGGUCCUGGGUAACGCGGUAAAUUGGCAGAUCUUGAGGAACCCUGUACACAAAUGCGAGGAGACUGUCAACGCCAAUGAUUGCAGGGGAGCAGCCAGCACUGGACCGUGUCUGUGAAAAGUCGUCUAAUCGCCCCCUGCGAUGAAACUCCCCUUUCAUAACCCCAAAAUAAAGUUGUUCUAUACUUUCAUCUCUUUCCCCUUGUAAGAAGCCCGUGCUAUGAUAGUUUGGGUAGAUCGUAGAUCAGAUUCCGGAUUGAGAUGGUCCUCGUUACCAUUUGCUAUCAUUCGCUUUUAUGAAUUUUCCCCGCUCCACUUAACUAAUCUAACCUCAACGCGGCGUGUUUCAUAGGUUCGCCGAUUAUAUCGUGUGAAGCAAUAGGGGCUAUAAAUUCGAAAUGGAAAUGUGGGACAAAAAAUUGCUAAUAAUACUUAAUAAUUCUUACGGAUUUGAAAUUUGGUCUCCGUACAGAUAGGUCCCUUCGGAAACCACGCACUUAGCACAGCGCUGUUUCCACUGUCCGAAUCAUUUUUGGAAGUCUUCUUUGGAAACAGCCACAUUACACAUUUGCUUGAAAAUUCUGGACAUCCGAAAAUAUUUCCCUUUCAACCGCAUCGCGAUUUUCUGAAAUUCUGCGAUGAUGAUUUGCUCCCUCCUGUUGCUUUUCCGUCUUCUUCUUCUUCUUCUUUUCGAGAAAUGCUGUAGAAAGAAAAGAAAAAAGUUUCAUCAUGAUCGGGAUAUUCACAGGAGUGGAAGAAACAGGCUUUUGCUGCUUCCAAAUAAGAUUUUUUUUUAAUUAUUCGGACAGUGGCACAUCGAUGGUUACUAAGUUUCAAAAUUGUAAGUAUUUUACUCGUUAAAUAUCAAUACAUUCGGGAUGCCUUCUGAUCAGUCCUUGUACGUGAUUGAAACGGUUGCGUAGAUAUCCUCCAGUGAAUAUAGGAGUCACAACAACCCCACUGACCGUAAUGAUCCCGAAAGUCAUGCGGUGGCCCGCGCGUAUUAUUCAUUUCCAGUGCCGUGUAUUAAUACACGGUAAUACAAUGUAUUAAUACACGGCACUGAUUCAUUCAUCGUGGUGUCACUGAGAAUAUGAGUUGGGAACUGCAGUAAAGACUCGGAUUCAUCUCACGUACCCGUUUCGUAAGCCUAUUCUUCAGCGGUAGCUCGUUGUAGCCGUCCAGAAGAGUAAACAGCGCUGAUAUUUCCAUAUUAAGUUGCCGCAUAUUUGGAGCAUUGCCUGAGCUCUCGUGUCGUGUCUUGUAUGUUUAGGCUUAGCGUUGUUCCAUCAUCUGGAAACUCCUUCCGCAAGACUGCGAGCGGGACGUUGUUCUCUAUGGCACGGUUCGUGGGAACCCAGAACAAUGUGUGUUAAAGAUCAGACUGCCCGCGCUUCUGCUAUGCAAAGUACGUGUUUGAACAAACUUGUUUGUAAACAAAUGACGUCAUAGUGUUCGACAGCGCCAACAAUUGACCUCUCCCUGUUUACAGACAGAUGACGUCAGUUGGUACAACAGCGCCACCAACUUGGUAGAGUGUAACUACUAGAUGAAAAAAUCAAUAAGUCACAAGAAAACCACGUUUAAAUGUGGCUCCUGAUAUUAUAAGAUUUUUAUGUAAUUCCUUUCAUGUUAUUAGUUGUAUGGCCUUGUUCUGCUGAAUUCUACCGGUUGCCCUUUUCGGUAUCUAUCGGGUAUCUUUUCGGUAGCCCUUUCUAAAGACGGCUACCGGCAUGGCUACCGGGCUCCUCCAUCUUCUGGAGCCAGAAGGGCACGAGUGUCUCCCGGAGUGCACGUGGUGUCUCCAUACAAAGCAAGUGCGAACUAAGUCGUAAUAACAAACCACAUUGCGUCCAGGGUUACGACAUUGACUUUCAGAUGAUGCAACUCUUGGGAUGAAGCCUUCUUUCCGCGCUGAACUGGGAACCCCAAUGAAGACAAGAAGGUGACUAAAAACGUGACCUCAUUUGUUUGUACCUCUAAUGCAAAGAAACCACCCGUGACCUUCGUGAAGGAGUACGGCUUUGUGAAACGGCGGCGUUCUCCACCCACGCGCUUUCGGUUUCGAUGUCUACCAAUGUCAUCAUUACGUCACGGUGACGUUUCUUCGGUAGAGGUUUAUUUGGUAGAGUUGAACGACGCUCGAAG
Messenger RNA from Ornithodoros turicata, 6593 nucleotides. Its product is annotated as neuronal acetylcholine receptor subunit alpha-10-like. Gene Ontology annotation, biological process: nervous system process; chemical synaptic transmission; signal transduction. The transcript is spliced from 7 exons. NCBI's taxonomy places the organism in Eukaryota, Metazoa, Arthropoda, Arachnida, Ixodida, Argasidae. Gene Ontology annotation, cellular component: plasma membrane; postsynaptic membrane; neuron projection. Gene Ontology annotation, molecular function: transmembrane signaling receptor activity; acetylcholine-gated monoatomic cation-selective channel activity. The record is from RefSeq and is a predicted model, not a curated record. The coding region runs from base 343 to 1875 and encodes 510 amino acids.